Messenger RNA from Phyllostomus discolor (pale spear-nosed bat), 1317 nucleotides. RefSeq names its product olfactory receptor 56A4-like. Gene Ontology annotation, cellular component: membrane. Gene Ontology annotation, molecular function: olfactory receptor activity; G protein-coupled receptor activity. The transcript is spliced from 2 exons. Bases 28 to 972 code for a protein of 314 amino acids. The record is from RefSeq and is a predicted model, not a curated record. NCBI's taxonomy places the organism in Eukaryota, Metazoa, Chordata, Mammalia, Chiroptera, Phyllostomidae. Gene Ontology annotation, biological process: G protein-coupled receptor signaling pathway.
UGUCAGUCCCAGGCCCACCUGCCAGUCAUGGUAUUAUCUCUCAACAGCACAGGGACCCAGGUGACUGAAUUCCUGAUAAUCUGCUUUCCAGGCAUGCAGGACACACAGCACUGGCUCUCUGUAGUCCUGGCUCCCCUCCUGGUUUUAGCCCUUGGGGCCAACUUUGUGCUAUUGUUUGCCAUCUGGCAGGUGGCAUCUCUACAUAAGCCCAUGUACUACCUGCUUGCCAUCCUCUCCUUGCUGGAUGUCAUUCUCUGCCUCACAGUCAUCCCCAAGGUCCUGCUUAUCUUCUGGUUCAACAUGAAGUCCAUCAGCUUUUCUGGCUGCUUCCUGCAGAUGUUCAUCAUGAAUACCUUCCUUCCUAUGGAGUCCUCCACCUUUCUGGUCAUGGCUUAUGACCGCUAUGUGGCCAUCUGCCACCCACUGCACUACCCAUCUGUCAUCACUGAACAGUUUGUCAUUAAUGCAGCCAUUUUCAUUGUCUUACGAAAUUUUCUGGCUACACUGCCCACACCAGUUCUGGCUUCCAGGCUCAACUACUGUGCCAGCAACGUGAUAGAGAACUGUAUCUGUGCCAACAUUUCUGUGGCAAAGCUCUCCUGUGGGAAUAUUUACCUAAAUAAGCUCUACCAGUUUGUGAGUGUUUGGUGCCUACUGGGUUCUGAUCUGGUACUCAUCUUGCUAUCCUACUGUUUCAUCCUGUGGGCUGUUAUACGUCAGCCAUCAGGAGGUGCAGCCACCAAGGCCUUGAGUACUUGUGGUUCCCAUCUCAUCCUUGUACUAUUCUUCUACACAUUGUUGUUAGUCUUCAUUUUUACAAACAAGAAAGGAAAGAAGGUGCCUUCAGAAGUGCCCAUUCUUCUCAACGUCUUGCAUCACCUUAUCCCACCAGCCCUGAACCCCAUUGUUUAUGGAGUACGAACCAAGGAAAUCAAGCAAGGAAUUAUCAAGCUACUCAGGUACCACUAUUGAGAGGAGUGAGUCAAAGAUUAGGGAUUAUGGAAGUCUGUGCAUGUAGUAGUGAUGGUUUUAUCUGAAUGCCACAAGAAAUACAAUAUGACAUCCAUGCUGUUACCCUCAUCUUGAACUUAAACCUUUCUCAGCCACUGUCACAAUAUUUACUUUCACUUCCCCAAUGCAUUAUUCUUCAACCAUAUAAAAGAAGGAAAUCUUGCCAUUUGCAACAACAUUGAAGGACCUUGCAGGAAUUUUAAGUAAAAUAAGUCAAUGUGUUAUGUCUAUAUAUGUUUUUUGGCCAGGUAGAGGUGAGGCAAAUGCCAUUUUAGCAAAUGGGGGUGGGAAAUAGAGAUGGAAAGA